UAGGGAUCGCUGUCACGGACUGACAGGUCGCUCCCACCCGGUGUUAGCCGUUAGCUAGGCGGUACUUUCUGCUGCUGCCUUGUCUUGGAAUGCUGUAGAGGCAGAGAGCGAAGCGAAAACUGAGAUGCGAGAACAAUAAAACUCCAAGUUGGCUUCGUUCAAAAAGGAAAAUAACAACAGCCAAAUCACUCCCGGUUGGAGAGAAAGAGGGAGAAGCUGAGUGAGAAGGGAAGAAGAGAGCAACAGAGCGAGCAUGGACCACCAGCGGCAGAGGACUCUGUCCACUUCAGGAGAAUCGCUCUACGUUGUCCUCGGAGUCGACAAGAACGCCACAACAGAGGACAUCAAGAAAUGUUACAGAAAACUGGCGCUGAAGUUUCACCCUGACAAAAACCCGGACAACCCGGACGCGGCUGAAAAGUUUAAAGAAAUCAACAACGCUCACUCCAUCCUGGUGGAUCCCACCAAGAAGAACAUCUACGACAAGUACGGCUCCCUGGGCCUCUACGUGGCGGAGCAGUUCGGAGAGGAGAACGUCAACACCUACUUCGUUCUGUCCAGCUGGUGGGCCAAGGCUUUGUUUGCCUUCUGUUGCCUGGCAACAGGUUGCUACUGCUGCUGUUGCCUGUGCUGCUGCUGUAACUGCUGCUGCGGUAAAUGUAAACCCCGGCCGCCGAUGGACCAGGAGCCUGAGUUCUACGUGACCCCUGAGGACCUGGAGGCCCAGAUGACUGCAGACGAGAGAGACGGCAGCGAUCCCAUCGUCAUGCAGCCGUCAUCGGCCACAGAAACCACCCAGCUCACCUCUGAAGCGCGCCAAAGCUACAAAACCGACUCCUACUAGACACACACACACACACACACACACACACACACAGCAGAAAGAGGCUGCUAGGGCUGGGAUGUCAUUAAUAUUUGUCCGGCACAUCAGUAUCGGGCGGAUUUACAGCUGCACCAACUUUAACCCACUCACUCGUCUUCCUAAAGACGCUGAAGCUUUUUGGCCAAACUUUUGCCGUGUUUCAGUUUCAGUUGCGUCGCUUUGAGCUCUGUGUUCAAAUCUCUGUUAAAAUAUCACAUUUUUGUGGCGUUAAAAAUUAAACUGCAGUUGAAAUCAGUAAAUCUGCGUGGAAUGUAGAAUAAUUAAAAAAUGGACUGGCAACGUUUUGCUAAAUCAACCCUAAAAGUUGCCAAAAGUUGACCGUGUCGAGCUGCUCAACGCCGUUUUGAAAACAUUUAUGGGUUUUUGUACCGUUUUUUUUUAGUCUGUAUGCGAUUCAUCGAUUACUACAUGAAUUGAUGACUAGUGCAAUAAUCGAUUAAUUUGAUUUAUUUCCUUUGUUAUCGUCAUAAUCUGGAGAGGGUGUUACUAGUUGAUUUCUAAAAUAGAUUAUUGCUAUAAUCGAUUGACUGAUUGUCUCAGCCAAUCACACUGUAGGCUUCUUAAUGAUUAAUCCAUUACUCAAUUAGUUGAUGAUUAUUCAAUUAUCGAUUAAUCAUUCUGGCUCUAAAGUGCUGGACUUUAUGUUUUAAUACAUUAUGUGAACUAAAUCUUUAAUAUGUUUAACAGACUGAAAGCUCCCUUUCUGAGCUGCACCUCUUUAUUUUCUUCACACUAACAGAAUGUGGCGAUUCAGCAGGAAUGGGCUCAGAAAAAAAUGACAUUUUUAUUUAAAAUGUAAAUUAAAACUAAAUAAAAGUCGGUUCUGAACGGAUGUUUAGGAAAUCCAGCGUUAGUUUCCGAGCCGCUCUGAUGUUUCUCAGCAGAUCGGGAUAUUUUAACAGAGAAAAGCUUCAGGUUUGAUUUGUCUCCACUGUGUAAAGGUGCAAACCAGCCCUAACAGCAGCUCUCUCACACACACACACACACACACACACACACACACACACACACAUCCCUGCCAGUUUUCCACUUCCUCUCUUUUUCAACCCUGCAGAUGAAAGUAGACGUGAGCGCUCCGUGUUUUUUUUAAACUUUCAGGUAUGAAAUUAGGGGAAGAACAGGGACAGUAGCAAACUAAUCAUUUGUUCCAGUAGCUUUAAAUAUAUCAGCCAUGACCCAUCAGAACAAAAUCAGCUGUAAAAAUUACAUUUUCCCCUUAAAAAAAGUACUUUAAUAGAGAUUAAAUAUCUAACUUUAUGCAAUAAUGUUUAAAUUUUAUUUUAAAAAGUGGUUUUCUUUGAAGGUGGGGAGAUUAUUCCAGCUAAUUUGAAUAAUUAAUAAUAAUUUCAUGUCUGUAUAAUCACCAGCAUUACUUUGAAUGCCAGAUUAUUCUUCCUGAAUCUACAAAAACAAAUUAUGGAAACUUUCCAGUUUAGUUAUGGGAUUAUUAUUCCCAUCAGAUUUAAGAGCCAUUUUGAUUUGGCUUUUCUGUUUGAUCACAGCUGAUUCUUCCUCUUCUCCGUUUCUUUUUCUUCUUCUUCAUAUGAAGGCUUGUUCAGUGUUGAAGACAGAGGCCACAGAAACUCUCCGGGUUUCAUCCGGCCUCUUUGUUAUUGUAAAAUAGCUCUAGAACAGUAAACAGGCGCCCCCUAGCGGCCAUCGGUGCGAAUUUAUACACUGAUUUUAUCCGUUUUUUUUAGUUUUUGUUUUGUGAAAUGGUAAAAAUGCUGUACAUGUUGUGUAAAGUUACUGUAGAUUUUACUGUAUUUUUGUUUGUUUUCUUGUCUGCAUCUGUAUUUGCUUUCUCUUGUUUUUGUUUUACUUGUUUAUGUUGAUCAUGAAGGGACGAUACUGAUAUCCAAAGUCUUAUUUAAUCGUGUUUUCGUAGAAAAGCAGUUUACAACAAUCGAUCUCAUUGAGCAAGAUUUAUUUAUCCUACAUAAACCUUUACGCAAACCGAAUCAGUUUUAUAAAACCGGGUGUUUUUUCACUUUGAUUCUGUGUUAGGGACAGUAUAAGUAUAAAAACAAAAAGAGAAGAGAACAUUUCUGCAAAAAAAAAAAAAAAA
This is a messenger RNA of Poecilia reticulata (guppy), 2951 nucleotides long. RefSeq names its product DnaJ (Hsp40) homolog, subfamily C, member 5ab (gene dnajc5ab). Gene Ontology annotation, biological process: regulation of synaptic vesicle cycle. The record is from RefSeq and is a predicted model, not a curated record. NCBI's taxonomy places the organism in Eukaryota, Metazoa, Chordata, Actinopteri, Cyprinodontiformes, Poeciliidae. Gene Ontology annotation, cellular component: presynapse; intracellular membrane-bounded organelle; membrane.